AUGGCCGAUAUACCGGAACCAGAUUUAUAUAUUGAUUAUAGGGUAUUUUUAUCAAAUAAUUUUGAUCCAAAGGAAUACGCUAAUUCUGCAAUUAAUGCGACAUCGGAUGGGGAUGGAGAUAUCACCAUAUCGCUUGCAAAGUUAUCAUUUAGUAUAGAUAAUUUAAAUAAACAAUUACAUGAUCAGGUUACCUCUCAUUUUGAGGAUUUGAUAUCACAAGCUGCUGGAACAAGAGAUUUGGAAGUUGUGUUGAAUACCGUUAAAGAUGGAAUUCAAUCACUUAACACAUCGUUAGACAGACUUAAAACAAAAAUAUUCGCGCCUUACGCGCAGAUAAAGAAUUAUACUGUUCAAUUGGAAAGAUUACAAGCUGCAUCAGAAUUAUUACGUAAUGUCGAAAGAUUCUUUUAUUUAUCAAGAUGUUUAGAAGGUCAAUUGUCUAAUAUCGAUAAUGAAAAGGAAAAAGGAAUUGAAUAUACAAAGGCUGCUUUGAACCUUGGUGAAUUAGAGAUUCUUUUACGAGAUGUAAAUUUUGAUGGAAUUGAACCCGUUCAAGAUCAAUUACCAGUAAUCCAUCAAGCCAGAAACAAUAUAACUAGAGAAGCACAGCGAUUAUUAGAUGAUGGAAUAAAUAAACAGAAUGGAGCAGAUAUCUCUCUUGGUCUCCAAAUUUUUCAUAAUCUCCAUGAAAUGGGAGAAUAUGUUUCCAAAUAUAUUGAUGACAUAUCUAGAAAGUUACUGGAUCAGAUGAAAAAUGCUGUUGAUGUAACAUCAUUACAAAAAGAAGUUAAAGAUUCUGGUGUUAUUCCAAUAAAAGGGAUUCGCCGGUUGGGAUUAGAACCAUCAACUGGAACAACAACAUUAUGGGCCACAGCAUUGUGGAAACGUAUGGAAGCAUUGAUGGAUGAAAUUGGUGAAAGCUGUAGUAAGAUUUACAUGUUAGAACGUGCGUUGGCUAGCGAAAAAGAUACAAUAACUCAUAGCACAUAUUUAGAUGAAGUUUCUAAGAUAUUAGAUGGGGGAUUGGUUCAACAUUUUUGGAAAAUUCUUUCUUUAAAUUUUGAAAAAGAACUAAAAGAAGCCACCAAAGGAUCAACUUUUUUACAACAAACAUUUGUCGGUGGAUAUCCGAAGCUAUUAAGGUUAUUCCAUGAGUUUUUUGCGAAACUUGAAAAACGUUGUGAUCUAAAGUUGGAUGUUAUGCUUCAUAGUAUAUCGAGUUUUGAAGCAGGUUACUUGGCGCGUUCAGUGACGAGAAUGUUUGAUCCAAUUAAUAUGGCAUUUCCCACUGGGUUAUCUCGUGCUCCCCCAACUAAAAGUGACGUUACAAAUAUCAUAAGAGCUAUUUCCAGUGAAUUGGAAGUAGCCAAACUUGAUUCAAAUUUGUUACGAUCAGUGGCAAAGAAUGUUGUUAAAGCUUUGAAUUUGUAUUGUGUCAAGUCUGAAUCUAUGGUUACAGUUGAUGCAACAGCAUAUCAAAUAUUUGGACCUGGUCCAGCCACCGCCUCACAAAUUAUAAAUCUUGAACUUGUUACGACUUUGUAUCAAUUACAUCAAUCAGUUUGGAAAAUAUUAGAAGAAUACCCUGAUGCUGUUACUGAAAUAAUAUUUGAUGCUGUUGAGCAUACAAGGAAAGUAAUGCUUAAUAUAGUUGAUCCAUUGAUACAGCAUAUUAAAAAGGAGUUAGAAAAUACAUUACUUAAAAUUCAUCGGGAAGAUUUUUCAAGGCAAUCAUCAAAAAGUUUUAUACUUGGGCAACAAUCUGAAGGACAAUGUAGCACAUAUAUGAUUGAACUCUCAAAUAGAAUCAAACAUAUACAAAAUCAAUAUUUAUCAAGAAUUUCUUGUGGAUUAGAAAGUAAAGAAUGGAUUAAAGGAUUGGGGAAAAGAAUACUUAGUUUUUGGUUACUUCAUGCUAGUUUUGUACGACCAUUGAGCGAAACAGGAAAAUUGAAAUUGAUAAGUGAUAUGUCACAAUUGGAAUAUUCUCUAAAUCAAUUGCUUAUUGAUAAUGGACUAACUUUAGCAGAUUUAGAUGAAGAAUAUAAAGCACUAAAAUCUUUUAGACAAUUAUUAUUUUUAGAUAAUUCUCAAUUAACGGCAGCACACCAUACAGCAUCACUUCCACUUAUAAUAUUAAUUCAUCAUAUUAUUGUUCGUUCAUCUUCAAAUAAUAAUAAUUUGAGCAUAUUACAAUUACCACAUAAAAUUUAUGGAUGGUCGGAACUAGAAUACUCUAAGUGGCUUGAUGAACAUAAUGAAGAUGAGGCUAUUGAGUUAAUUAAAGGAUGUUUAAGACCAAGUGCAGAAUUAGAAACAAAUAAAGAGGAGGAAUUAGUUGAGGAAAAAAUGGUUAGAAAUUUAUUAAAAGAAAGAGCUGGAAUUGAAGUUUAA
Messenger RNA from Rhizophagus irregularis DAOM 181602=DAOM 197198, 2394 nucleotides. The record is from RefSeq and is a predicted model, not a curated record. NCBI's taxonomy places the organism in Eukaryota, Fungi, Glomeromycota, Glomeromycetes, Glomerales, Glomeraceae.